AUGUUGGCCGCUACAGUCGCAGGGAUGACUUCGGAGGGCGGUGGCGCUGUUUCAUUUCCAAUAAUGACAUUAGUACUGCACAUAAAUCCUGAUAUCGCUCGUGACUUUGCAUUAAUGAUACAAUCUAUUGGCAUUUUCACUGCAAUCGCUGGCAGUGGUGUGGAUAUUUGUACAUUUUCUGUAAUUACUCUACUUUUCCGGGUUAGUGAAAAGACCGCAACACCGACGACUGUUAGCUUGAUGGCUGUAAAUGCUAUUUUUGGAUUUUAUUGGAGGGCUGUGAUUCAAGGUGGGAUUGCGCCGAUAGCGUUUGAAUACCUGGCAGUCUGCAUACCAGCUGCAGUCACAUUUGCACCACUCGGCUCAUUUCUGGGAUCACAUUUUCAUCGUCUGGUCCUUGCAUUCCUGAUCUACAUUCUCGAAGCCCUUUCCAUAAUUGGCUUCCUUUUCACCGGCCCACCGAUCCGACUGAUUCUGAUAGGAAUCAUGAUAAUUCUAUUCGGGUUCGGCUUCUUCUCCCUGCUGAGCUAUCUGGGACGCAAAAUCUUAAUGGGGGUGGAGGAGCGGCGGUCAAAUAAGAAGCCGGUUGUGGUGCUGGCAAUGGACGAGGCCAAAGUG
Messenger RNA from Mesorhabditis spiculigera, 618 nucleotides. The record is from the annotation of a GenBank genome assembly. NCBI's taxonomy places the organism in Eukaryota, Metazoa, Nematoda, Chromadorea, Rhabditida, Rhabditidae.